This is a messenger RNA of Paramecium sonneborni, 1376 nucleotides long. The record is from the annotation of a GenBank genome assembly. NCBI's taxonomy places the organism in Eukaryota, Ciliophora, Oligohymenophorea, Peniculida, Parameciidae.
AUGCUUAAUGAAAAAGUCAUUGGAGAAUAUGCUUAUCUUUAAUCUGAUGAAUAUAAAGUUGGUUCAGGAUAAUUUGGUCAUGUUUUUAAGGGAUAUCACUAAAUAUCAAAAUAAAUAGUAGCAAUCAAACAAAUCAAUAAAAAAUAAGUUAAAAGUUUCUUUGAGUAGAUGCUAAGGAAUGAGAUAGAAAUUCUAAAACAGCUAAAUCAUUAAUAUAUUCUUAAAAUGUAUGCACAUUAUGAAACUAUUAACAACUUUUAUAUUGUAUUAGAAUAUUGUGAAACGGGUAUUUGAAUUUAAUUUUGAGUUAGAUAUUUUAUAAAUUUUGAAAAAACAAGAUUAAAUACCUGAAGAUUAAGUAAUUGUGUAUAUUUUACAGGUAGCAGAAGCCCUUUUAUAUUUAUAAUAGAAAUGUAUAUAAUAAAUUUAUUAAAGAAAUAAUACAUAGAGAUAUUAAACCAUCCAAUAUUUUGAUACAUAAUGGAGAAGUAAGAUUAGCUGAUUUUGGAUUUGCUAUAUAAUAAGAUUAACUAAAAUUUGAGGAUAGGAAAUUAUAAGUAGGUUCUCCUUUAUAUAUGUCUCCUGAGACUCUAUUGAAACAAGAUUAUAAUCACAAAACUGAUAUAUGGUCUUUGGGUGUUUUGUAUUUUGAGAUGAUAUUUGGUAAUUUAGUAUCAGUUAUCUUAAGGUGUUGUGCCCUUUUUCUCUAUGGAAUUAGAAGAUUUAAUUAGAAAGCUUAAAUAAUACUAAUAAGAUUAGGUGUUAUUUUUCAAACAUCCCAUUUCAAAUGGUAGCACUGAAGCAAUUAGAAAUCUAUUAGUUUACAAUCCUAAAUAUAGAUGUGAACUUAUAUAAUUAGCUGAAAUACUUCAGAAACAUCUAAGAAAUAGAAAAUAAAUGACUAGGAGCGCACAUUUAGAUAGAAGUCAUAAAACUACAACUAUAAAAAGAAGAAUUACUCCAGAUCCUAGUCCUUAAGAUAAUAGUAAAAUUAUUUCAGAGAGUAAAGAUCUAGUUAAAAUUAAUACUAGUUAUACAUAAAAAUCACAUAAAUAAACUACAUAUUUUAAUAAAAAUAAUUCUUCAGAUUAAAAAAAAAAUGACUCUAAAUCUGAUUCUAAUACAAAACAGAAAUUUAGUGAAACUAAAUAGAAUAUUUAAAAUUCUAUUGAGAAUAUGAGCAAUGCAGAUUUCUUAAGUUACUUUAUAGAUAAAUUAAAUAAUUUAAAGGAAUAAAAAUAAUAAGAAGAAUUUAUUCAAAAGUUGAAUGAAUGUUAACUUUUAAUCGUAUGAUAUAUUUUUCAUUAUAGUAUCAAUACUAUGGGAGAGAUGAAAAUAAACUUAAUCUUAUGAAAGAAAAGUUAAGUAUACUAUGA